This is a messenger RNA of Botrytis cinerea B05.10, 2152 nucleotides long. RefSeq lists its product as hypothetical. The transcript has a single exon. NCBI's taxonomy places the organism in Eukaryota, Fungi, Ascomycota, Leotiomycetes, Helotiales, Sclerotiniaceae. The record is from RefSeq and is a predicted model, not a curated record. The coding region runs from base 847 to 1191 and encodes 114 amino acids.
GGUGUAUUACCGUGGGAGAUCUUAUGGGUUCCCUCUUUUGGAUAUAACGAUUGGGAUCUGGAUUGAUGUGUUCUAGGAUUAUCUGUGGUACAAUGGACCAUUUUCCACUCAUUUGUCAAGCAUAUCAAGCAAGUCAGGCAAGUCAAGCAUGCACUUCAAUUAUUAGCCGGACCAAGCUUUUCUCCUUCCCCUAGUCAACCUGCGAAAUCCGCCGAUUCCAACGUGGGAAGAAAAAGAGGAAAAAACAUACCGUUGUCAAUUUACCCCCCAAUCCAAUCACGAACCACCUUUGGUAGGGAAAACCGGAGAUCCACUUCUACUCGACCGCUCGCGCUCGCUCAGAUAUCUUCUUCAUCUUGCGCCCCAAUACUUCUUCUUCCUUCUUCUCUCUCUUCCAACAACACACACCUUCAUUAUCCCAAUACCUGCAGCUUGCUCCAGACAACUCACAAUCAGACUUCGUUGGCAAAGUCUACACUCAUUCAAAGUAUAUUGCAAGAAAACAUACUCCAGACAUCUAUCAGAUUCACUCACCAUCAUUCGAUACCUCCCCAUUCACCAAAUACAAUAUCCUUUCUCCCUAGCUACUGCUCAAGGUUUGAGUCUAUUGACCUAAAACACUCCACUUUCGAAACAAUAUCAAACAUUAUCUACGCUUUGAUCAAUAUCUUUCUGAUAUACAUCUGCCGCCUCCAAGCAGCUACCCACCAACGACCACUCAAAUCUAUUUAACGUUGGUCUCGAUCCUCCAAAACUAUAACACACAUUCCUCUCACACAAUUACUUUCUUGUCAAUAAAUUCAAAAAUCUAUACUCAAGAACCUUUCGCCAACCACCACAUUCACAAUGCAGUUCCACGGUCUCACAGCAUUGUUGCUUUCCCUUUUUGUCGCAUGCGUAUGCGCACAAUCAGUUACCUCCACCACAACCUUCACAUCUACAUCCACCCACACUCGCACCAUGACAGUAUCUGAAGUCAUCGCAUCCGUCACCUCCACCUACUCCACCCACAACACCACUGCCAUUGCACCUACCGGAUCCGUUGGAACCGUCAUCGCAUCCACCACCUCAAGAAUUGGCUCACCAUCAAGCGCUCCUCUGCCAACCAACUUCUCCGGUGCAGCUUCAAAUGUUCAAGCAAGCUAUGGCGUAAUGGGAUUGUUUGUCAUGGCUGUUGCAGCGUUGCUGUAAACAAACAAAUGAUGAGACAAAGAAUGCGGGUCCAUCUAGACGGCGCCGAUCAUGCAUUUGAUUGAUCGUCAUUCCUGCCCUAUGGCAUCUAGAUCUUUUUCAGGAAUGCGUUUCCAAAAAUACCCUCUCUCUUCAUCUUCUCAAGGAAAGAACCAAAUAAACAAAUCUUCCCACCCACGAAAUCUUCGAUGCGACAUCUCCUCACCUCAAUUAUACUCUUCAGACUUCUUUUAUUUUAUCUUACGAACCCCCCCCUUUUACGGCUUGACGAUACCUUUUUUGUUCUUUUUUGAUUUAUUUCUCACGCCUGAAAAAAAUUCUUGCUCGCUUCUUAUUGAUCUUGGCUUCUUUUUUCGACGGAGCACGAAUACCCCCGAUUAACGAUUAAAAUAUACCCUCACACAUAUCUUUGAUUCGUUACCUGGAGUUCUUUUUUCGAUCCAUCUUCUUUCUUGGUUAUUCUCUCUACCCACACCUCGAGAUUCCGAUACGUUCAGUCCAUGCGUAUGUUGCGAUAUUGUCACUUGUGAUAACUGGAACACGCACUCGUUAUUAUGAAUACUGGUCAUAUCACAAUGACUAUUCACACUGUCGAAUACGUGUUAUGGAAUUGGUAUAGGUGUGGAUAAUCAAGAUUUGGUUGAUUUGGAUCCUUUUUGAUUUUUGAUUUAUGGAUGGGUGGCUUGAUUUGCAUUGGCGGUCAUUGGCAUGGAACAAUAUUUAAACCACCCUGUUUGUUGUCUACUCGCCGCUGAUCGGCUUGAGAAUCUUGAACGGAGAUGACGGGAUUGGAUAGAGAAUUCUUUUCUUGACGAGACGCUUUUAUACCUUUAGUUGUGCAUAGUUUUUGUGGUGUGGUUGGUGUUUUUUAUGGUGGCGGUGGAUGAAUGCAUAAGGCAUGAGUAGUGGAUGAGAAAGAUAGAUAGAAAAAAUGAGAAUUCAAAUAUGAAAUACGUUGUUA